Messenger RNA from Nicotiana attenuata, 738 nucleotides. RefSeq lists its product as uncharacterized. Bases 1 to 738 code for a protein of 245 amino acids. The transcript is spliced from 2 exons. NCBI's taxonomy places the organism in Eukaryota, Viridiplantae, Streptophyta, Magnoliopsida, Solanales, Solanaceae. The record is from RefSeq and is a predicted model, not a curated record.
AUGCAGGAAGAACUGAAUCAAUUUGAUAAGAACCAAGUUUGGAAACUGCUGCCUAAGCCUGCAGAUGCUACUGUAAUUGGAACAAAAUGGAUUUUCAGAAAUAAGCUCAAUGAAGAUGGAAAGGAAUUCGCUAGUCUUAUCCAAAGUGAGUUUGAAAUGAGCAUGAUGGGAGAGCUUAUGAUUUUCCUUGGACUUCAAAUUCAACAAUUUGAAGAAGGAACGUUUAUGUGCCAGACGAAAUAUACAAAGGAGUUAAUUCAGAAGUUUGUUAUGAGCAGUGCUAAAGAAAUUGGUACACCAAUGAGCCCGUCAACAAGUCUUGACAAGGAUGAAAAGAGAAAUCCUAGUGACGAAACCAGAUAUCAUGGAAUGAUAGGCUCUUUGCUUUACUUAACUGCCAGUCGGCCAGAUGUUAUGUUUAUUGUAUGUAAAUGUUCCAGGUUUCAAUCAGCUCCUAAGGAGUCGCAUCUGACUGCAGUAAAGAGAAUAAUUUGUUAUCUCAUCGGAACUAUUUCUUAUGGACUAUGGUAUCCACGUUCUAACAAGUUUAAGUUGGAAGGUUUUUCAGAUGCUGAUCUUGCAGGUGAUAAGGAAGACAGAAAAAGCACUAGUGGAACAUGUCAAUUACUGGGAAAGGCAUUAAUAUCAUGGAACAGUAAGAAACAAGGCUCAUUUGCAUUAUCCACAACGGAGGCAGAAUAUAUUACCAUUGGACAAUCCUGUGCACAAUUACUAUGA